GAGAAGUCUGCAUGCCUAUUUGCCAGUUUGCCCAUAUAAUUUACUCACACUGAGAAAUAGGCUUUUAAAAAAUAUUUAAGCAGAAUAGCCAUCAAUUUAAAUAGAACAAUUUUUGUUCGGCUGGUUUUCAAAUACAAACUGCUUUCAAAAUACCCAAGUAAACUUGUUUUGCUAAACAUAUAUUAAAAAAUGGAGAAUUUUCUUUCUUCCCCAAUUGCUUACAUAAGGGAAAAAGAUACUUAUGUUUUUCCUCUCAGUCGCUAGUUUUCGUUAUCUCUAGACCUCUGAAACCUCCUCAACACAUUGAGGAGGCCUGAAUGGGUGGAAGGAUACUUUGACAUGAGGCAUGGAAGACUCAGCGUUUCUUAUUGUUUUACGUGGGAAGUCACGUUCAGAAGAGGAGUAUGCAUCAUCUCUAAAGCAUAAGAAGAGUCUUAGGCUCCCUGAUGGAGAACUACAAAUAUUGCUGCAAUCUGAAUUGCAGCAGAAUGAUGCUACCAAAACUUUUCAGAUAGAUUCAUACAUGGAUAUCCUUUCAACACAUCAGUUUGGUAGAUUGCUUAUCUGGUCUCCUCGGAUAUCUUCGACCCAUGAUCUCGUUUCACUAAAUUUCUGUGAGCUUCCUCUUGGCACAGCAUGCAUUGCCGAUGUUCAGGUCAAAGGGAGAGGUCGUGCAAAAAAUGUGUGGCAAUCACCAGUUGGAUGUCUUCUUUUCUCUUUCACCUUACAAAUGGAUAAUGGACGCAUUGUACCUCAUGUGCAAUAUGUUGUAUCUCUUGCAGUAACUGAAGCAAUAAAGGUGAUAUGCAAAGAAAAAGGACUGCCAGACCUUGAUGUCAAAAUAAAGUGGCCUAAUGACCUUUACUUGAAUGGCCUUAAAGUUGGAGGAAUCUUGUGCACCUCAACAUAUAGAUCCAAGAAGUUUAAUGUUAGUGCUGGUAUCGGUCUGAAUGUUGAUAAUCACGAGCCAACGACAUGCUUGAAUGCAGUCUUACAGAAGUUGACUUCUGGUGCACAGUGUUUGAGGAGGGAACACAUACUUGCUGCUUUUUUUGAAAGAUUUGAAGUUCUUUUUGAUGUUUUCAUAAAUCAAGGAUUUCAAGCUCUCGAAGAGGUGUACUAUGCAACAUGGUUACAUAGUGGACAAAAGGUGGUCAUUGAGGAAAAAAAUGAGUGUGGUCUCCCUCAAAAAUCUGUAGUUACAGUUCAGGGUUUGACACCUUCCGGCUACUUAUUGGCUGUCGAUGAUGAAGACAAAAGAUAUGAGCUUCACCCUGAUGGAAACAGCUUUGACUUCUUCCAAGGAUUGAUCAGAAGGAAAGUGGAGGCAUGAUGGUGGUAUUAGGCUUUGGACCAGAUUGAACAUACUGGCGGCAAUGAGAUUUCUGUUGCAUCAAAUUUCAAUAGUUUGAUGGAGGCAUUAGUUUAAGAUACGAGUAAUGUUUAUUGAGCAUGCAUUUCUUCCAAGUCUUUUCUUGAUUAUUAAUCAUGUCAUUAAUUUCUAAUCAAUAAAUGUUAUUAUUUAGUGAAUCUUUCUGUUAUUUAUGUAAUUCUUUGCAUCUGUUGAGUAUAUUUAUAAUGGAUUCUUUCCUGCAAAA
Messenger RNA from Amborella trichopoda, 1598 nucleotides. RefSeq names its product biotin--protein ligase 1, chloroplastic. NCBI's taxonomy places the organism in Eukaryota, Viridiplantae, Streptophyta, Magnoliopsida, Amborellales, Amborellaceae. Gene Ontology annotation, molecular function: biotin--[biotin carboxyl-carrier protein] ligase activity. Gene Ontology annotation, cellular component: cytoplasm. Gene Ontology annotation, biological process: protein modification process. The record is from RefSeq and is a predicted model, not a curated record.